This is a messenger RNA of Symbiodinium pilosum, 1383 nucleotides long. The record is from the annotation of a GenBank genome assembly. NCBI's taxonomy places the organism in Eukaryota, Dinophyceae, Suessiales, Symbiodiniaceae.
AUGGCUACACGAGAGCGGAACAACGUGGAAACAGGCAACUCGGUGCUUGGUGAGGAUGGGGUGGUGGAGGGCAGCUGUAGGUUCGAGGUUCAGAUCAUGACCGAGUGCGGCCUCACAGCACAGCAGCUGGACAUCGUCUAUGCAGCGGGCCAGGCUCUCAUGCCGCUGGGUACUUUGUACGGGCUACAUAGAGCUGGUGUGGGUCUUGGCAUCAUUCCGGGCGCUCUCUUCGACCUAUAUGGCCCGGUGGGGACAAGCCUUUACGGCGCAGCCUUCUCCGUUGUGGGAAACCUGGGCCUGGCCUUGAUGCUGCGAAGGGGCUCCGUGGCCAUUUUCCAAGCCGGGCUGUUCACCAACAUCACCGAAGCCCCGCCAAAGAUGCAGGGUGUUGUCACUGGCAUUGUCUCCGCUGGCUAUGGCCUAUCCGCAGCUUUUGUGACUCUCUUGUUUUCGUUCUUCAAGGAGGACCUGGAACUCUACUUCAAUGGAACUGCCUUCCUUUUCUCAGUGACCGGGUUGCUGGCGGCAUGUGUAUUGCCGUUGCUCCGUAGUGGAUCCCGCGCAGCUGCCUACGGUCGGUUGGACCACAAAGAUGAGGCUGCACGACGGUCGCCACCGCCAACAUCGUAUGGGCGGCAGGAGCAAGAUGAUGCUCCGGAUUCUCCCACUCCAGUUUCCUCUACACUCACACUGAGCCGGCGAGAGAUCUUGUGCCGAGCUGAUUUCUGGUUGUGUCUCCUGCCCUUUGUGCUGGUGCAGAGCAUCGGUUCCGGCCUCUACAUCGCCAAUCUGUCCCUGAUUGCUGACUCUCUCGGCAUUUCACCGGAUAGCCGAGCGGUCUACGUCCGCACCUUGUCCUACUGCAAUUGCUUGGGCCGCUUCUGCAGUGGCUUAGCGAUGGAUGCGCUGGAGCCCAGAGGCAUCUAUCGGUCCGACCACCUGCUCCUAAGCACCGUUGCGGCCAUCCUGGCCUCGCUCGCUCUUUGUCUCCUGCAAGAGGAGGUUAUUCCGACCAUGCUGCUACCAGCAAUAGCGCUGAUUGCAGCUGCCUAUGGUUCCAACUGGGCGAUCAUGCCAUCCUACAUCUCUAAGCGUUUCUACGGCUCGCAUGUUGGCGUCAUGUUCAACAUCCACUCGGGCCACUUAGCGCUGGCUGUGCUUCUGAUGUCCUACGCGGUUGGCGGUUUGUACGAUGCACAAGCUGACUUUCAGAAUGAAGGUAGCUUUUGCCGCGGGACGGUUUGCUGGCGUGCAGCGUUUAUCCUUGGCUUGGGUGUGCAGGCCGCAGCAUUUGCAGUGUUGCUGGUGCUGAUGUGGAAGGUUCGCCGGCCGUCUUCCGACACCAGGGGUGUUGCUCCGGAGAAGACCUGCCAUGAGAAGUGA